Molecule: messenger RNA, 258 nt
Organism: Austrofundulus limnaeus
Lineage: Eukaryota; Metazoa; Chordata; Actinopteri; Cyprinodontiformes; Rivulidae
Product: glutamate receptor ionotropic, kainate 4
Source: RefSeq, a predicted model, not a curated record
CUCUCAUCAGCUCUGCUGUUUGAUGCUGUAUACACCGUGGUCGCAGCGGUCCAGGAGUUGAACCGGAGCCAGAACGUUGGAGCCACUCAGCUCUCCUGCAAGUCCUCCAAGAUCUGGGAGCACGGCACCAGCCUCAUGAAUUACCUGAGGAUGGUAGAGUUGGAAGGUCUAACGGGUCACAUUGAAUUCAACAGCAAAGGCCAACGGUCGAACUACGCCCUGAGGAUCAUGCAGAACAGCAAGGGGGGCCUGAGGCAG